AGGAAAAUCAUGUACAAAACGGUUUAAAUUAGGUUUAGAAUAAAUUAAACAUCAACAGUGCAACCUUUGGACCGACCUGUGGCUGCAACGCACUGCAUUGGCGACCAUGUAAAUUUCGUUUCAACCCAACCGACCCGUGAAACCGUAUUCUGUUACGUCCACACUCCUCCAAACUAUUCGCACAUUACAAACAAACAAUAUGCAAUCCCUUCGCUGCCAGGCCCGGAUCCUCUUCUCAACGGCGGCGAGCAGCGGGCGCCUGAUCAGACUGAACCUCUUGCGGAAUGUUGCCACCGACAGUGGCACUGGCACCGGCUCUGGCACUGGGUCCGGCUCCGGCUUCCGCUCUCGCGCCAAACUAAUGCAGAAGCUGCGUGAGUGGCACGCCAGAGCGUUCAGUAAUAGGUUCCUGCUGUUCACCAACGUGGGCAUCUCGCUGACGCUCAGCUGCCUCGGCGAUGUGAUGGAGCAACACCUGGAGAUCUACAGUGGGGAGAUCGAACGGUUUGACAGCCUGCGCACCAGCCACAUGGCCACCAGCGGUGUCACCGUGGGCAUCAUCUGCCACUUCUGGUACAAGAUGCUAGACAAGCGGAUGCCCGGCCGCAGCAUGCGCGUGGUGGCCAAGAAAAUUGUGCUCGACCAGCUGAUCUGUUCGCCCGUCUACAUCAGCGUCUUCUUUGUCACCCUAGGACUACUCGAGCAGAAGGACAAGCACGAGGUGUGGGAUGAGAUCAAGGACAAGGCCUGGAAGUUGUACGCGGCCGAGUGGACAGUGUGGCCGGCGGCGCAGUUCAUAAACUUCUACUGGAUACCCACCCACUACCGCAUCUUCUACGACAACAUCAUCAGCCUCGGCUACGACGUGCUCACGUCGAAGGUGAAGCACACAAAGUCGCACAUCAAAAAAAUUCCCUAACAGGCACUGUCUGCGAGCGCCCCUACCUCAGCAAACGAAGCAUUGUAUUGUAACUAUUUAUUUCGAAAACCUUGUAAAUACAGACGAGUCUAUGUACGGUACACUCGGCCACGCCAAAGA
Molecule: messenger RNA, 1039 nt
Organism: Drosophila persimilis
Lineage: Eukaryota; Metazoa; Arthropoda; Insecta; Diptera; Drosophilidae
Product: mpv17-like protein 2
Exons: 1
Coding region: 200-919 (239 amino acids)
Biological process (GO): mitochondrial ribosome assembly
Cellular component (GO): cytoplasm; membrane
Source: RefSeq, a predicted model, not a curated record